Messenger RNA from Nematocida major, 2799 nucleotides. RefSeq lists its product as uncharacterized. Lineage: Eukaryota; Fungi; Microsporidia. The transcript has a single exon. The record is from RefSeq and is a predicted model, not a curated record. The coding region runs from base 1 to 2799 and encodes 932 amino acids.
AUGGAGGUUGAUCAGACAAGAGAAUCACGUAGAUCUUUCAUACCGGAUCUUUUGAUACGUUUUAAGCGAUGUGUGCGCACCAGGAAGCUUCUUAAGUACACGCUGCUUAUGUUGGGCUUUGUUUUGGCGAUUGGGAUCAUAGCAACGUUCUAUAUAAUGGGAGCAGCGCCCAGCAAAGAACACCAGGACGGCGAUUCUGCGCCUAUAGAGCAGAAUGAUGAGGAGAAAAGCACGUGCAUGUGCGAAGAGACAGGCUCCGCAGAUUUCCAGCCUGCUUUUGGGAGGGCGCGAUUGGUUGCGUCCGCAGAAACAGAUACUAGCAUGAUUCUAACGGAAAUAGGGGAGUCUACCCCGCGGGAGAGCUUCAAUGCAAUAUACAAGGAGAAGAUUUUCAGCAAAAAAGACUGCAGCGACAACCUGUGCGGAAAGUGCAGGCAGUGCGGAUUCUUCAACGACGCAGAGCUGUUUUCAAAGCUUGCUGCCAGCGCAAAGACAUACGGGGCCCCAGCCCUGCUGUGCGACACAACCAGUAGCUUGACAAAGAUGCUAGACGACGUUAGCGCGCUGUACUCAAACUACAGCAAAAGGUUUGUGCAGGUUCUAGCAGAAGAGAUCGCGAACAACCGGGUCCUUCAGGUGACUUUGCAGGUGUAUGCGACAAAAAACCAGGGAAUGGAAAAAGCGCCGUUUAUGUGCAGCAUAGUUGUGGAAGGGCUUCAGAGCUGCUUUGCGCACAGAUUUAGGCUGCAAAACCUCACGAAGGCCAGCGAAGCCAGCCUUAUGGAGAUGUUUGAGCUUGCGUUUAAGUACAAGGGGUACAGCUUGCGGGCGUCGCUUAAGUCCGUGUGCAGAGCGAUAUGCGUGCUCAAGCCUGGAGAGCGCACGGAGGUGGUUCUUGAGGCUGUUUUGCUAGAUGCGCGCAAGAAAGCUGCGGACAGCAAGGGCGAGCUGGCCAGGGCUCUGGAGUCCCCCAGCGCGCAGGUGGAGUAUGCGAUUCGGUACACGAGCAGCGGGAAAGAGACAGUGCAGGAGACAGUUAAAAGGUACAAAUGCGCACACUUGUUCUCUCUCCUUGGAAGCAAUGGGCCCGAAACAGACAAAAUAAUGAUUGCGUUCUCGCCAGACCCCAUUCGGAAAGUCGAGGGUUUUUUUGACUGGGCUAUAGACGGGUUUAGAAACUUAAUUAGAAUGCCCGAAAAAGAAAAACCCAAGCCAGACCAGGGCAAAUACUAUGGAACAGAGGAGGCCUAUGCCAUCAGCAUGCUUUCUUCCUUUGCCGCGUGGAGGUACGGGCAAGAGCCUGUUCACAUAAAAGUGCUGGCUGUGCCGGGAGAGAUUAGGUCUGUCGCUGUGUGUGGAAGCGUGCUGCCCAUCUUGUGCGAGACGCAGGACGCAGUUGAGCUGGCCGAGCUGUUUGACCAGGUAAGCAUACUUGCAGGAAACGCAUGCAGCGAGUUUGUAAAAAUAGCAAGAGAUGCUCUCGAAAUGCUGAGCUACGCAAAGGAAGGAAGCCAGGCGGAGAUAGAAAUUCUGCAGAGCGGCCAGAACAUUGCAGCGUCAGUGCACAUGGAGGGGCCAGAGAAAAUUUCCGCAUGGAAAAAAUGCUACAAAUUUGUGCUUCCAUUGGGCCUUUGCAGCGCGCUGAAGGGGGACACAAAGGAGCCUUGGCUGUGCACGUUCAUGCAGGCGCUUGCCUUUGUGACCUGUGCAGAGAAGCCGGAGGACAGCAAAGGGUGCGACGAAGUUGUGCAGGUGAGGCAGUUUUUGGGGAGCGAGAAAGAGUGCGUUGCAUCCAACAAGGCGCCUGCAGAGAAGGACCAGGACGUUCUGGACUUCGUGUACAGCUACCUGGGAGACAAAGAGAGCAGCGAGAUGAAGUAUGUGGCUCUUCUUGUGGGAAAAACGCUUUUCCUAAAGUUCACGACGGAAAGCACAGAGGACGCCAAGCAGGUGCUGCACAGCACGCUCUACGAGUACACGAGCGCUGGGCUGACUGGUGCGAUCCGAAAAGCGCUGGGCUCUAACGUGUCGUUUGGGAUAUUGAAGCAGAGAGACUUUGUGGCAUGGGCCGGGGUGAAAGUGGCAUACGACGAGUACAAGCCAAGCAUGACACGCGUGUCGCUGAACGUGGUGGACUAUGCGUACUACAGGUUGUACUUCCUGGCCAGGCCAAUACUGAACAGCAUAAAAAGGGGGAACUUGGCAGAGCUCAGUCUGGCAGAUGAAAUCCCGAAUUCUGAGGAAAACUUCUGCCAAUGGCUCUCAGGCUUGGGCCGGUUUUCCAAGUUUUUGUUCUCGCACCCGCUUGUGCCCAUCAUACUGGAGGCGCCUGUAGGACACUCGCUGGCGCUGUCCAUUGAGAUGCUGGACAAAAAGGCAAAGAAAAAACAAGAGGAAACCACGUGCAAGAUACGCAUACGGUGCGGCGCCUUUGAGGAGACGGUCGAGCUGCACUACAGCGAGCUGAAUCUUUGCACUUCAAGCGACGCAGACAAGGAUAAGCCAGUUAACCUGCUUUUUGCGAGAAUACUAAACCUUCCCACUGUUAAAGAGGACCCCAGCGCAUACCUCAGCGUGAAGAUCGAGUCUCUGCUGCACUAUCCAAGCGUGUACAUCACUAUUGAAGAGCACGGAGACGCAAACGACCGUUUACACAUGGAAAAAGAGAAGAUAACGGUAAACAUCGACACAAUGAAAAAGAAUGCAAAAAUUCUUGCAACGGAUUCUGCAGAUGCAUUCAAAAUGAACACGCCCCGCAUUAUCAAUGGAAACAUAGGCGUGAUCGUGGAGAUUCUAUAG